CCCAUGUGACCGAGAUCAAUCAUGGAGGAACCCCAGCGAAUCGAUCUGACCUACAUCACUGAACGCAUCAUCACCAUCUUCUGCCCACCUGAAUGUCCAGAGGAGAUCUACCUGCAGAACCUGCAGGAGAUCCUCCUCAUGCUGCAGUCCAAGCAUGGACACCACUACAUGCUCAUCAACCUCUCACAGAAACAUGAAACCCUCACCCAAAGGAAUCACAAGAUUUUGGACACGGGUUGGGUGGAUCACCUCGCUCCUGACCUGGAUCAGAUGGUCAGUGUGUGCUCAACGAUGAAGACCUGGCUGCAAACACAUCCCAAACACGUCCUGGUGUUACACUGCAGGGGAGGUAAAGGCCGGCUCGGAGUUCUGGUGGCUUCUUACAUCCACUUCAGCAACAUGUCAGACAGUGCAGACCUUUCUCUCGACCACUUUGCCAUGAGGAGGUUCUACAAUGACAAACUGUCCGCUCUGAUGACCCCCUCGCAGAAACGGUAUGUGUGGAUACUUGGGAGCACAUUAAAGGGAGCACUGAGGAUGUGUCCCUCUCCGACUUUCCUCCUGUGUGUUGUUCUUCACGGUCUCCCCAAAAUAAAACCAGAUGGAGCAUGCUGUCUCUUCCUGAGAGUCUACCAGAGUCUACAAGCUGUUUGCACAUCAGCAGUCUACCAUGUUAAUGCAGCCCAGACAGACCGGCUCUACUUCGUGCUCCAGCCAGCCCAGCUGCUCAAAGGAGACAUCAUGGUGGUUUGUUAUGAUAAAAACAGCCGCUCAGCCAGCAGGCAGGUCGUCUUCCGACUCCAGUUCCAUACGGGCCUCGUGCACGGACACACCCUCACUUUCAGUAAGGCGGACCUGGACUGUGCCAGUGAAGAUCCCCGGUUCCCAGAAGAGGGCAAAGUAGAGCUGCGGUUUUCUGACAGCCCGGAAAAGAUAACAGGCAGAGAGCUGUGGCACAACGGUCACUGUGUGACGGUGGACUAUGACACCUUGGACCCUUUGGUCAGGAGAGAUUCAUAUCAAGAUGCAUCUCCUCUUGAAACAGCCCCACCUCAUGUCCUGGACCCUGGAGUGAGAAAGAAUAUUGAGCAAGGUGCUUCGUUCCACUUGAGCGUCAGCAGCCCCGGCUGGAGCGACCGCGCUCCGUCUGCCAGCAGCGACUCAGGCCUGUCUGUUGCCUCACACGGGUGGGCCACAGCCGGACCGAGGAGAGGGGCUGCACGGGAGAAGGGCACCCAGGCCGGGAGGCUGUUCCCUGGGGUGGACUUUGAGAUUGUUCAACCUCUUCUGGAGGUCAUGACAGAGCUCGCUGCUUCAGGUCGAGGGGAGAUGACUGGAGGAAUGGAACACACUAUCAAUGGAGAGGCUUCAUCCAGCGAGAGGGAAACGGAUAUAUUAGAUGAUGAGGACGAAGUUGACAGUGAGGCGGCUCCUGUUUCAGACGUGCCGAGCUCAAGCAGCAUCUGCUCCCUCUCCUCUGAGAACCUGCCCGAGACUCAGACAUCGUCCCACACUGAGUACUCCACACACUCCUGGGUUCAGCAGCAGCAAAUGGUUGACGUCGUCUCCGAUAUUCAACUUCAAGUUGAUGGGGGCGAGAGGUUAAACAGGUUGAGGAAAGAGAGGCCUCCACCUCUGGUAGUUCCUGGGACACCACCUCGAGGAUUCAGCAGCAGGGAGGCAGUGCAGAGGGGACUGGAGGACGAGGACGGCACACAUAACGUCCCACUUAGCACAGACGUUACCCACAACAUACAGUCCGUCAAUACUAGACAGGGUUUGUCUUGCCAAGAAGAGGAUUUGUCUUCAUUAACUACAGACAUUGAUGAGUCCAUUGAACAGCUGAACCAGCUCAUUUUGGAUUUGGACCCCACUUUUAUUCCUGUUCCUACCAGCUGUGCCCCCCUGUCCCGAUCAGCCUCCCUCCACACCAAUGGCCUCAGCCACAAGGGAAAUACCAAUAUGUCAGGUUGGAAGCAGCAGAUGAAGGUCAGUGAUGUGACGGACUACGCUGGUCUCCAUAGCCCAGGAUGGAAGGGGGGUCAGAGCUUCAGAGGAUCCCCAGCCUACUACAGUCCCCCUUUCUCACCAGCUCAGCAUGGGCAUCCCUACAAAACCAACAGCGUGGACUAUCGGGGAGAGACAGAUGGUUCUGACAUUGUCCCACCUACUCCAGGCUUCCCAGUGUCUCCUCCAACGCCCUACGUGAAACAUUUCUCAGAGUUUUCCCAGCUCCGGACUAGCGGGCAGUGGGACCAACACAGCUCAACACAAGUGGGCUGUGAGGCAGCCCUUCUCUGGGCUCUGGGCCACUGCUGUGCUCAGCCAGAUGGAGGAGACCCUCACCAUACCAGCUUGGCCAACCUGGUGACGUUGGAGCUCAGGGACAACCAGCUGAAGUCGCUGCCUACGUCCCUCUCCUUCCUGGUUAAACUGGAACAGCUGGACCUGGGCAGCAAUGAACUGGAAGUUUUGCCGGACACCCUCGGUGCUCUCCCUAACCUUAGGGAGCUUUGGCUGGACCGUAACCAGUUGUCCUCAUUACCACCAGAGCUGGGGAACCUCCGGAGACUGGUGUGUCUGGAUGUGUCAGAGAAUCGUCUGGAGGAGCUUCCCUCAGAGCUGAACGGCCUCCUGGCGCUCACUGACCUGCUGCUCACACAGAACCUGCUGGAGGACGUCCCAGACAGCAUAGGCUGCCUGAAACAGCUGUCUAUCUUCAAAGUGGACCAAAACAGACUGACCCAACUGACUGAUUCAAUAGGGGAGUGUGAAAACCUCACAGAACUCGUCUUAACAGAGAACCUUUUAGAGUCACUUCCUCGCUCGCUGGGCAAGCUUAAGAAGCUGACCAACCUGAAUGUAGACCGCAACCAUUUGGGCACCGUGCCCAAAGAGCUGGGCGGCUGUGCCUGUCUCAACGUCCUCUCUCUCAGAGACAAUCGCCUGGGCAAACUGCCCGCUGAGCUCGCAGAUGCCACUGAGCUGCAUGUGCUGGAUGUGGCCGGAAAUAGAUUACAAAACCUGCCUUUUGCCCUGACAAACCUCAACCUGAAGGCCAUGUGGCUCGCAGAGAACCAGUCACAGCCCAUGCUCAAGUUCCAGACAGAGGAUGAUGAGCAGACAGGAGAGAAGGUGCUGACCUGCUAUCUACUGCCUCAGCAGCCUUCCCCCAGCCUCGAGAACUUGCUACAGAACAGUGUGGACGACAGCUGGACGGACAGCAACCUCAACAGAGUGUCAGUCAUUCAGUUCCAGGAAGAGACCAAGGCUCAGGAGGAGGACGAUGAGGCUGCUGCAGAGCGCAGAGGUCUUCAGCGAAGAGCUACACCGCACCCCAAUGAGCUGAAGGUGAUGAAGAAGGUGAUUGAGGAGAGGAGGAAUGAAGCUUACACAUCCAGGGAUGAAGAGUCUCCUGAUUCACAGGAGAAACGGCUCAGUGACCUCUCCAAUCAGAGCCAUGACUCUCAGGUGUCCAAUAGCACGCUGUCGGCCACCUCCCAUGAGGAGAGGCAGAAUGUGACGUCGCAGAGGGAGGACUUUGUAGAUGGCCACGCCCCUCAUUAUGAUGACGAGCUGGACGAGAUGGAAGUGGAGUACAUUGAGCCCACUGUGCACUUUGCAGAAGAGCCCAUCAUCCGGGGUUUGGAUGACGACGACGAGGAGAACAGGGAAGAUGGAGAGAGGAGUGACGAGGAAGAGAGGCCUGUGUUUCCCGCAGAGAAGCAGCGUCUGAUCAGAAAGGACACGCCGCACUACAAGAAGCACUUCAAGAUCACCAAGCUGCCCAAACCUGAGACUGUGGCUGCCCUGCUGCAGGGCUUCAACCCCGAGAGCAUGAACUCUCCCACAAAGCCCGCAGAGGAAGAGGAGGAAGAGGAGGAGGAGGAGGACGAGGACGAGGAAGACCAGGGUAUGUGCACCCCUCAGCACCUUCCCAGGAUGGAGGCGCUGGAAGACAGUCGGCUCCAGGUCAACUCCAGUCUAGUAAAGGGGGUGAAAUUUGAUCAAGUCAAUAAUCUGCUGAUUGAACCUGCUCGAAUUGAGGAGGAAGAGCACUCGCUGAUCAUCAUGCGACAGACUGGCGGCCUCGGUAUCAGCAUUGCUGGAGGGAAAGGAUCUACACCUUACAAGGGAGAUGAUGAGGGAAUUUUCAUCUCCAGAGUAUCUGAAGAUGGCCCCGCCGCAAGAGCAGGGGUAAAAGUGGGAGACAAACUCCUAGAGGUGAAUGGAGUGGACCUCCACGAAGCAGAACAUCACACGGCGGUUGAAGCUCUUCGGAGCUCUGGUGCUUCAGUUUCCAUGUCUGUGCUGCGGGAGCAUAUGGUGGAGCCGGAGAACGCCAUCACCACCACGCCACUGAGGCCGGAAGACGACUAUUUCCCCCGCGAGAGACGGAGCAGUGGCAUCGCCUUCAACAUAGAGACGGCUCCCAAGGGGCCACAGGAGCGGCUCUCCACCUGCUUGCUGCGAAACGACAAGGGGCUGGGCUUCAGCAUCGCAGGGGGCAAAGGCUCCACCCCCUACCGCACAGCAGACACAGCAAUCUACAUCUCUCGGAUCGCAGAAGGGGGAGCAGCGAACAGAGACAGCACACUGCGUGUCGGUGACAGAGUGAUCUCCAUCAAUGGUGUAGACAUGACAGAGGCCAGGCAUGACCAGGCAGUAGCACUCCUUACCGGCACCUCCCCCACCAUUGCCCUUGUGGUGGAGCGAGACCUGAAUGCACCAGGGGGCUCUCCUGGUCAAUCCCGGGCACGAGCCCACUCCCCUCCACCCCCAGAACCCUCAGACUCACCGGACCAGGAGGAGGACGGCCUCACCAUGCAUGGGAACAACCUGAGCCGCAUGGAGGACGAGUAUCCCAUCGAGGAAGUGAUCCUGUUAAAGUCAGGCGGGCCACUAGGCCUAAGCAUUGUGGGAGGCAGUGAUCAUGCCAGUCACCCGUUUGGCAUCAAUGAACCCGGGGUGUUCAUCUCAAAGGUGAUUCCUAACGGCCUAGCGUGUGAAAGUGGACUGCGUGUUGGGGACCGAAUUUUGGAAGUGAACGCCAUCGAUCUGCGUCACGCCACACACCAGGAAGCUGUGCGAGCGCUGCUGGCCAACAAGCAGGAGAUCCGUAUGCUGGUGCGGAGGGACCCUUCCCCGCCUGGGAUGCAGGAAAUUGUAAUCAAUAAGCAGCCAGGGGAGAAGCUCGGCAUCAGUAUUCGUGGAGGGGCCAAGGGUCACGCAGGAAACCCCUUUGACCCUACAGAUGAAGGCAUCUUCAUCUCUAAGGUGAGUUCGAGCGGUGCUGCAGCAAGAGACAGCAGACUGAAGGUUGGGAUGCGUAUCCUGGAGGUGAACAACCACAGCCUGCUGGGGAUGACGCACACAGAGGCGGUGCGAGUGCUCCGGGCUGUAGGAGACUCUCUGGUCAUGCUGAUGUGUGACGGAUUCGACCCACAAAAAAUGACGGGCGUGGAGGCGUCUCCCGGCAUUAUUGCCAACCCAUUUGCCACCGGCAUCGUCCGUAAGAACAGCAUGGAGAGCAUCUCAUCGAUAGACCGAGACCUGAGCCCUGAGGAGAUGGAGAUCAUGCAGAAGGAGUCUGAGAUGGUGAGAGAGACAUCACAGUGGGAGCGAGAAGAGAUGGAGAAAGUGGAGCGUAUGCGCUUGGAGCGAGAGGAGGCAAACCGCCUGCUAGAAGAGGAGACUGAGAACAUGGGCACUGGACCUUUGAAACUUGACUACAAAACCCUGGCGGCUCUGCCCACCACCAGUCUGCAGAAGCUCAACAGGUUCUCUCCCUCUGUCAGUCUGACUGCUCCCAUGGAGGCUCCCCUGCAGGGCCAGUACGGAGCUCCUUUAGAGCCCCUGGGCUUCGGCUUAGGCAACCCCACAAAUCCCCUGGAGCACACGGACCCCGAGCCCUUCUCCAGCCUGAACAUGGAACAUCUCCAUGAAUCUCAGUUCUCCCCCAAUGGGACCUCCAUUACUGACAGUGCUGGCUCAUCAACAACCAUUAACUCAUCAACAUUUGCACCAGAAGAAGAAGAAGGAGAAGAGGAGAACCUGGUGGACUCUCAGCCCAUCUGCUUCAAAGAGAACCCUUUCUUGGUGGCCAAUCGCAAAGGAAAGGGCCGUCCUCCUGGACAACAGAUCCUGUCGGGACCCCCGGUGGGCUACGGGAAGCAGGGCCAGCUGAAGCCCUGGCUGUUCAGCAAGGCGCCUCCUUCUGACUUCAACAGGACGGAGAGCCCAAUCAGAGACGCCCCCUACUCCCCCACCAUCCAACCGCCCAGCCACCACUCCUCCAGCAGCUCCCUGUGUGGAGGCAGGGAGACCCGCUUUGCAAACCUUCAUUACACUUCAACUCCAACUGCUAUCGAGAACUCUCCAUCUUCAACACGACCGGGUGCCAUCCAGCCAGUGGGGCGAAUGCGGCAGAGCCCCUCCCCUGGCACACCGGAGGGCCACAGUCCUAACCCCUUCCAGCAUGGCCCCUCCCCCUUCAACUCCCAGACCUCUCCUCGCGCCCCCUCCCCCACCUCGCCCGACGAGUUCCCCAUGAAUGUGAAGCAGGCAUACAAGGCGUUUGCCGCCGUGCCUCGCUCACUGGCAGUGCUGGAGCCCCCCCAGGACCAGUAUGGUGUCAGGAACAAUUACCACCCCAAGGAACCUUCUCCAGAGCCUGAGUUGAUGAACGAGGUGUUUGAUGAUGUCAUAGACGGUCAGGAGGGGGCUGGUCUGAGCCGCCACGGCUCCCCCAGGCCCCACCUCUCUCCUGACCGGCGGGAGUAUCUGAGCCUGGCCGCAGUGCCUCGCCUCUCCAGGCCGUCCUGGGACCUGCAGAGUCCCUCUCCUGGUGGUCGGGGCAGCCCGGAGCAGCGCUCCUUCAGGGACAGACAGAAGUAUUUUGAGAUUGACGUGAAGCAGCAGACACCAGAAAAACCCAAACCUCGAGUGUCUCUUGUUGGAGAAGAUGACCUUAAGAAAAUGAGGGAAGAAGAAGAGAGGAAGUUUGAGCAGCGGGCGCGGGAGUACCUGAUGGAUGAAGACGAGGAGGACGAGGAGGAGGAUCUGGCGAAGCAGGUGGCGCAGAUGAAGGCCACCGGCAAGGUGUUGCUGGACGGAGUGGAGUACAACGUGGAGCCAGUGUCCACCCCCACCCAGCACUGCGCUACCCCACCCUGCUACAACGUCACGCCGCCCAGCUACUGUGGCAGCUCAGGGCCUUCUUCUGUUGAUGGUAAAGGAGAUUCUCAGAGGAACUCACUAGAGGACAGCUUCAGGAUGGAGCAGAGACCCAACUCCAUGACUGGUCUGAUCCCAGCGUACACAGGGGACUCUGCGGCCCCCAUCCGCACAGCCAAAGCAGAGCGGCGGCACCAGGAGAGGCUCCGUAUGCAGAGCCCCGAGCUGUCAGUGGCCUCCGACAAGGACCUGUCCCCUGCUGAGAAACGAGCUCUGGAGGCCGAGAAGAGAGCCAUGUGGAGGGCAGCACGGCCCUGCGGCGCUGAGGAUGAUGUUAGGCAGUAUGAGCAGGACCUGGCUAAGAGGCUCUACCAGGCCAGAGUGAGGGCGUCUCAGGGCCGGGACGAGGCCCCCCAGCCCCCCACCUCUUCCUCCUCCUCUGCAGCCUCCCAGCUCAGGAUGAAGUCUCUGGAGCAGGAUGCACUGAAAGCACAGAUGGUCAUCGCCAAGUCUCGCGACGGAAAGAAGCGUGGGACACUCGACCAGCUGACGGAGUCACCCUCGCCCGCCCCCACCCCCUCUCCCACACCUAUGGAAGAGCUCAGUGCCCGAGGAGUCACCUCUCCGGGUCGGCUGUCCCUGUCGUCAAAGAAGUUUGACUACCGACAGUUUGCUGCCAUUCCUUCUUCCAAACCCGUAUACGACAUCCAGUCCCCUGACGCAGUGGAAGAGCUGCAGUUCAUUGACGACGGCUCCAGCAACCCAGUUCCCGCUGCGAGCCCUGAGGCUGAGGUGCCCCCCCCGCUGCCUGCCACCUCGGCCCUGGAGGAGAUGGCCCUGUACAGCAACAAGCGCAAACUGAGGCAGGGCCGCCGCAGCCUGGAGACCGCCGUGCCCACGUAACGGCUCACUGAGAGGAGAGAGCCCACGACAUGAUGCGCACACACACACACACACACACACACAUUAAGAUGCACUGUGGAACACAGAGUCACUAAACACUACACAGUAGAGCGAGAUUUCCUCUCCCAUAUAUAACCACUGCAGAGACGACACUCUUAUAUCCUGCUGCCAGUCUGUGGAUGGUAGGUUGCUGAGCAGUCCCUACAGGGCAACAACCCUGUAGUGUGGUUAGCUAGCUGUCACUACUUACAGACCAUUCUCUUUUUGUUGUUGUUGUACACUCGGUUUACCAAGUAGAAGCUUAUCUAUUUUAAAAAGGAAGCGGCCGAAGUUUUUAUUUUUUUUAUUUUUGCACCUCUAAUGAUUUUGCUGUUUUAAAAAGAACAUACUGGAAGAGAAAAGAAAUGGGUCAUAGCUAUACUAACUUGUUGAAUGAUAUUUUUAGCCUUUCAGUGACUAGAUUGUAAAAAUGUCAGGGGUUUCUAGAGACUCGGACAGGAGUGUAUAUAUUAAUUGAGGGAACAUCCUGCUACCUUCAGUCACAAAUUGUGGAGAGCUUUUUAAAAAACAAAAACAGUACAUAUCUUUUAUGCACUGCCACCUAUCAGCUUUUAAAGAACAUAUAUCUUAAGUAAUUUAUUGUUUUUAGCGUUUUACUCAAAUUGAAGGCCCUCUGUUUUAACCUCCUUUGCUUUUGGGAGUGCAUGACUGAUGGUUAUCGUAAUGUAUCUUUAAAUACUAAACUAAUUAAUUUCACUUUAUGUACACUUAUGAAUUCACAUUUUUAGAGAAGCAUAUCAAUAAUUAGAUCUGUUGGUCAUACCUGUGAUUGUUACAUUCCCCAUUGAGAGAAUCUGACUACACUAAGCAGGCAGUUUUUACAGAUAAACAUAUCACACGUUUGGAACCAUGCAUAGUAUCAUUUAAUAAUUAACGGUACUCGCCCUGCCCUGUUUAGGGUCUUGUUUUUUUAUUUUGCAAUGUGAAUCAUUCAUUUGUAUCCUUGAAUUAUCUGGAGGUAUUCCAGAGUGAUGUGAAGGUAGCAGGUGUUUUAUUUUUCUGUCUAUUUAAAUCUGACGCCACUGAAAAAUCAUUUUAUUAUUGUGUGAAUAAUGUACAAAUACUGAAAGGAAAGCAAACGUCGGGUUGAAACUGAGUCAGUCUUACAGGCUUGGUGCUGGGAUGCUCUCUGCAUGUAUAUUGGUUUGUUAAUGGAAGAGCUGCGGGGGGCAGAAGCAAUUAGAAAUCCCUCUCAAGACAUUGUUCAUGCUCCACAUGCUGUCAGUUUAUGUAUCUGAUGGGUAUUUUUGCAGAAUCACAGCAUAGUAGCCUAUUUAAAGUAGGGUCUUUUAAUCAUAGCUUUCCAUGUUGCUCUCACUGACUGAAAUUCAGUUUGUUUGAUAACAUUUGCAAUGGUUGAUAUCUCUUUUUUUUUUACUUGCAGUAGGUAAUUCUUUUUUUUCAGAUGGGUUUCACUACAUUAUUAAUGCAGUGUUUCAAGUUUUUGUGUUUAUUCUUUUGUCUUGAGUCCUUUUUUGGGACUUUUACUUGCAAAUAUGUCAGAGGGAAAGGGUCAGAAGUUCUAGGGUCAAGGGUUAGAGCUCACAAGACUGUAACUAGUGAAUUUGUACAACCAAAGAAGUCUAUUUUGUGGUUCAGGAAUAAUAAAUUUUACUUUUCAUUUAAGAA
Messenger RNA from Notothenia coriiceps (black rockcod), 9768 nucleotides. It is a transcript of the gene scrib, whose product is annotated as scribble planar cell polarity protein. Gene Ontology annotation, cellular component: basolateral plasma membrane; adherens junction; postsynaptic density. Gene Ontology annotation, biological process: cell-cell adhesion; dephosphorylation; receptor clustering. Gene Ontology annotation, molecular function: protein kinase binding. The transcript is spliced from 59 exons. The coding region runs from base 22 to 8079 and encodes 2685 amino acids. The record is from RefSeq and is a predicted model, not a curated record. NCBI's taxonomy places the organism in Eukaryota, Metazoa, Chordata, Actinopteri, Perciformes, Nototheniidae.